AUGUCGCUGAGGCUGGUGACAUGGGGCUGUUUCCCUGCUGUGGUGGUGUGCUGGUGGUUUCUGAGCAAUGCUGAUCUCCAGGGGUCUCCUGGUCCUUCAUGGGGGGGGUUAUAGCAGCUAAAUUUACCUCGGGUAGAGAUGGCCACGCUGGACCCCUGGGGGUGCACCUGGAUGCUCCCAGCUCUGCUCUCACCUCCAGAUGCUGAGAAGACCCCGAGCUACUGGAAUAGAGGUGCCAGGAGGAGGCUGGAGCUGGCCCUGGCCUUGCAGCCAGCAGCACAGCGGGCCAAAAACAUCAUCCUCUUCAUGGGUGAUGGCAUGGGGCUGUCCACCAUGUCAGCAGCUCGGAUCUACAAGGGGCAGCUGGCUGGUGCCUCAGGCGAGGAGAGCGUCCUGGCCAUGGAGACCUUUCCCCACACGGCCCUGGCCAAGGUGAGUGGGGCAGUGCUGGGGGGGACACCUCUGCCCCUGCUUGAAACCCCCCUGCACCCAUCCUGCCUCCAGACCUACACCAUCGACCGGCAGGUGCCCGACAGCGCCGGCACGGGCACCGCCUACCUCUGCGGGGUGAAGGCCAACGCCAAGACCCUGGGGCUGAGCGGGGCCGCCGUCUAUGGAAAAUGCCGCAGCACCUUCGGCAACGAGGUGGACUCCGUCCUGCACCGGGCCAGGCUGGCGGGCAAGUCCGUGGGCAUCGUGACCACCACGCGGGUGCAGCACGCGUCCCCCGGGGCCGCCUACGCGCACUCGGCCAGCCGCGGCUGGUACGCGGACGCCAACAUGCCCAGGGACGCGCUGCGGGACGGCUGCAAGGACAUCGCCUUCCAGCUGGUGCACAACACCGACAUCAACGUGAUCCUGGGCGGCGGGAGGGUGUACAUGACCCCCGUGCGGACUCCGGACCCCGAGUACCCAGAGGACCCGGAUCAGAACGGCACCAGGAAGGACGGCCGGGACCUGAUUGCUGAGUGGCUGAGUGCCAGGCAGGGUGCCCGCUACGUCUGGGACAAGAAGGGCCUGGAUGCAGUCGAAGAUGACUCUGUGAGCCACCUGAUGGGCCUCUUCGAGCCCAAGGACAUGAGGUAUGAGCUGAACCGCAACACGUCCACAGACCCCUCCAUCGUGGAGAUGACGGAAAAGGCCAUCCGCAUCCUGCGCAGGAACCCCAACGGCUUCUUCCUCUUUGUGGAAGAUGACCACGUUCCCCGUGCAGGUGGCAGAAUCGACCAUGGCCACCACAGUGGCCGGGCCAAGCAGGCGCUGAUGGAGGCCGUGAUGCUGGACCGGGCAGUGGCACGGGCGGGCGAGCUCACCUCCCCCAGUGACACCCUGACCGUGGUGACGGCCGAUCACUCCCAUGUCUUCACUUUUGGGGGCAGCACACCACGUGGCAACUCCAUCUUUGGGCUGGCCCCCAAGAAAGCCAAGGACAAGCGAGCCUACACCAGCAUCCUCUAUGGCAAUGGCCCUGGCUACAGCAUCCGUGACGGGGCCCGCCCAGCUGCCAGCCUCCCUGCUGCAGAGGACAAGGACUACAGACAGCAGGCAGCCGUGCCCCUGGAGACAGAGACUCACAGCGGGGAAGAUGUGGUGGUGCUGGCCCAGGGCCCCAUGGCCCACCUCUUCCACGGGGUGCAGGAGCAGCACUACAUCGCCCAUGCCAUGGCCUACGCUGCCUGCCUCGAGCCCUAUGCCACAGAGCCUGGGUGCAGGGCAGCCCGCAGGGCUUCCCAUGGCACACAGUGCUCCCCACAGCCCCUGCUCGCCCUCCUGGCCCUCUGCAUGGCUGCCCUCAUAGUGAGGGGCUGAGACUCACAGCUCUGGCUGAGUCCCACUAUGGAAAGGACCAAGGGAUGCAAUAAAGCACAGGUUGUUUGUCUCCAUCUGCCAUACAAAGGUUCACAGUGGUGGUCACCUCCUGAGGUGCUGCCCUGUGCCUGCUUCUCCAGCUGGCUGUGGCUCCUGGUUCUCCCCUGGGACCAGCACUGGAGGCACUGGGGUGAAGGAGAUGAUGAAAUGAGGGUGGAGGGGAGGCAAUGUCCUCCCCAGCUUUGCCCAGUUGUGGCACAGUACACAAGGGCUGGUACAUUCCUGUCAAGGGCCAAGCAAGGAGCAGAGUUUUACUCUGCAUCCAUAGAUUUACUGCUCAAGAAAGCCUGGGCAGAGAGCAGGGUGCUGGGGGCACGAGUGACCUCAUACCCACCGUUAUCCCAGGUCCAAUGCUCAGAGCUGCCCAUGUGGCACCCUGGGACAGGCACUGCCCUGCCUGGCACCACAACACCAUGGCCAGGGCAGGAUUUCCUGCCAGCACUGCACAUCCUCUUGUCCCUGCAUCUGUCUGUGCCCCAAGCACACCUGUCCAGCAGGCACAGGGUGUUGUGCUAAGGAGAUGCCAUCAGCCCAGCCCUGUGGCCUUUGUGCGGCUUUUGUGUGAGUUUUGAACCCCUUCCCUGACCCUCCUAGAGCUGAUCCCUGUCCAAAGUCCCUCCCCAUAUCAGCUGGACUUACAGACACUGCCAGCAGCGCGUGCCUGUUGUCAGACCUCACCAUGCAGCUCCUGGCAUCCGUCACCCUCUGCCUCUGUGCAGCGUUCAGCACCGCUGUCAUUCCAGGUGGGGACAAGGAUGGGAAUGGGUGCCC
Prinia subflava (tawny-flanked prinia) is the source of this 2640-nucleotide messenger RNA. RefSeq names its product intestinal-type alkaline phosphatase-like. Gene Ontology annotation, biological process: dephosphorylation. Gene Ontology annotation, molecular function: alkaline phosphatase activity. Gene Ontology annotation, cellular component: plasma membrane. Lineage: Eukaryota; Metazoa; Chordata; Aves; Passeriformes; Cisticolidae. The record is from RefSeq and is a predicted model, not a curated record.